AUGUGCCGUGUCUCUCAUCUGUUGGUGUUGGUGUGUGUGUGUCAGUACGUGAGCCAGAGGCGGGGGCUGAGCUUCUCACUGUCUCACUGUCAGGUCCACGGGUCACUGUGGGACAAAACUGACCUGAAGGUCCUGUGUUACAGGAUGCAACUGGUCUCAGUCCCGGGAUACAUCCCCAAUAACACCCAGGACCUGGAUUUGUCGGAGAAUAGGAUCGUCUCCCUGCAAGGAGCCAGCUUCCAGCACCUGCAGAGGUUACAGACCUUGAACGUGUCCAAGAAUCAGAUCCAGGAGGUGAGCCCCGGGGCUUUGAGCAGCUUGAGGAAUCUCACUCUUCUCAACCUGGCCUUCAACCGAUUCAGCCAGCUCAGCCAGGACACCUUCUCUGGCCUGACUUCCCUCAAGAUCCUCCUGCUCCACCACAACUACAUCAGCUUCAUCCAGCCCACAGCCUUCCUCAGCCUGACCCAACUCCAAGUACUCAACCUGACCUCCAACCGGCUGGGCUCCCUCCGCAGCGCUGCCGCAGCUCUCAACCUCCCCAGCCUGGAGGAUCUACACUUGGCAAACAAUUCUUUGGCCAAUUUUUCUACCCAGGACAUCCCAGCCGUGUCCAGGACCCUGAAGAUGCUGGAUGUCUCCAGGAACCCUCUCUCCCUGGUCAAUAUCACCAACGGCGUCCUGAGCCACUUGCGUUUUCUGAACCUGUCAUUUGCCGGAACCAACCAGACAUUCAUUCUGCAGGUAGGAGAGGAGAUGUUUCUGGAUGGUAUUGAGGGACUGGCUUUGGGAGGGGUACUUCUACCGCUACCUGGAAUAUUGGCCUUCCUCAGAAACCUGAAAGCGGUUUCCCUGAAGGAAAUCCAGUUAAGUUAUCUGGGAUUGACUGAGACACACCCCCUCGUCCCCCAGAUCUGCCAUUUACUGCAAAGUCUCAAAAUACUGGACCUGAGAAGGAAUGGCUUUGUCACAUUAAACGAAAGCUUGUUUGUUGGGUGUGUGUAUUUGGAACAGUUGGAUUUGUCCCACAAUAAACUCAUAGCCUUGUCAGUCAGUGGCUUCAGCUGUCUGAAGUUCUUGUUUCUGGCUGGGAAUCAACUCACUGAGAUCCCAAGCACAAGCUCCAUUCUGGACAGUUUGGAAAUGCUCGAUCUCAGGUUCAAUCGCAUUGCUCACAUCAACUCCAAUGCUUUCUCUUCCUUGAAUAAACUGAAAAAAUUACUGCUCUCGGGAAACAAACUCACAACAGUCACACCCAGGUCCUUUACUGGACUCUCUAGGUUGGUGUGGCUCGACUUGGGGGGAAAUAGUUUGCUGGAAAUCAAGAAUUUCUCAGAAAGUUUAAAGAACCUGGAAAUUCUCGAUCUUCAGAGUAACAAAUUGAACUCCAUCACCAAGAACACGUUUAUCAACUUGAUGAGUCUAGGUGAACUUGUUUUGGGUGACAACCAGAUAUCCAAACUGCAGGAAGGAAGUUUCCAAGGGCUUUCCAAUUUAACAGUCUUGUCGUUAGGAUCUAAUAGGCUUACAGCUGGGACUUUGAGAGACCAUGUCUUCUCAGGACUAGAUUCCCUGAAGGUACUUAAUCUGUUCAAGAACUUUCUCUCCUACCCAUCCUCAGCUAGGCUAGACACACCGCCUUUCCGCUCCCUCAAGUCCUUGCAGUAUCUUCAUAUCAACAGUCAAAAUCAUAACGGUUUCCAGAAUUUUCCUUCAAAUUUCCUGGAAGGAUUGACCUCUUUAAAGGAAAUACAUUGUGGCAACAUUGUGGUUAGUUUUUUUGACCCUGAAACCUUUCGCCACGUGCCCCAGCUUACUCUUCUAGACUUGAGUAACAACCCCUUAUACUCCAUCAGUCCUGGACUCUUUCAGUCGCUGCCUGCUUUGCAGGAACUUCAUCUGAAGAAAGUGAAUGUGCAGAACCUGGACUUCCUGUUGAAAGGAAAUUUGACUAAGUUGAAACUACUCAGAGCUGUGUCGAACUCAAUCGAUAUUGUAAACCAAUCGCACAUCGAAGCAAUGCCCUCGCUCACUUACCUGGAUCUGAGAGAAAACGCAUUGUUCUGCUCGUGUAAGAAUUCUUGGUUUCAAAACUGGUCUCUCUUUGACCAAAUGACCCAAGUGAUAUACUUUGAUGAGUAUACAUGUGCUUACCCGCCUAAUCUGAAAGGAAACAAACUCAUUAAUUUUGACUCAAAUUCUUGUUCUGCUGAUGUAGGAUUUGUGCUUUAUAUUUGCUCGUUUAUAGGCAUAAUAAUGACAGUCCUGUGCAGCUUUGUCUAUCAGUUUUGGAGAUGGCAAAUUGUAUAUACGUAUUAUCUCUUUCUAGCAUUUAUCUAUGAAAAACACAAGAGAUAUAACAAUCAGACACAUUUAUACGAUGCUUUUGUUUCUUAUAACACACACGAUGAACAAUGGGUGUUGAAUGAACUGUUGCCAAAUCUGGAGAGGAACAACAAAUGGAAAUUAUGCCUUCACCACCGUGACUUUGAACCUGGGAAACCAAUCAUUGAUAACAUUGUGGACAGUAUCUACAAGAGCAGGAAGACCAUCUGUGUCAUCAGCCGCCACUAUUUGGAAAGUGAGUGGUGUUCCAAAGAAAUCCAGGUGGCAAGCUUUAAGCUGUUUGAUGAACACAACGAUGUGCUAGUAUUGGUUUUCCUGGAGGACUUACCCGCCAAUUGUCUCUCUCCGUAUCACAGAAUGAGGAAGCUUGUGAAGAAGAAGACUUACUUACAAUGGCCCCAACAUCAGGAGGAAAUGGAUUUGUUUUGGCACAGACUUGGUGUGGCUUUGAAGACAAGCAACCACAAGGAAGAGGAAAGCCCAUUCCUUUCUGGCAUUGACCCAGACUCUUGCUAA
This is a messenger RNA of Callorhinchus milii (elephant shark), 2862 nucleotides long. It is a transcript of the gene tlr22, whose product is annotated as toll-like receptor 22. Gene Ontology annotation, molecular function: protein binding; transmembrane signaling receptor activity. Gene Ontology annotation, cellular component: membrane. The transcript has a single exon. The coding region runs from base 1 to 2862 and encodes 953 amino acids. NCBI's taxonomy places the organism in Eukaryota, Metazoa, Chordata, Chondrichthyes, Chimaeriformes, Callorhinchidae. The record is from RefSeq and is a predicted model, not a curated record. Gene Ontology annotation, biological process: toll-like receptor signaling pathway; immune response.